AUGGACCGCCUCCGCCAGCACUUCCGCCGCCGUCGCAGCAGCGCCAGCAGUUCGCCCUUGCAACCCCCGAUCUCCCCGACGCUGAGCCAUGAUAAACAAAAGAACAAGUCUAUUGGCGAGCCCCGCCGACUCUAUAUUACCUCCAACACGCCCGACUUCGACGCCAACAUUAUCCGCCGCUUCCAGGCCGAAGGAUUCGACGUCGAGUACUUGCCUUUCGUCGCAUCGGGGACGGACGAACCGGAACGAGAACGUAAGGAGCUCGAGAAACUCCUGCACGAACGCGAGGAUGACCUCGAGGCGGGCGAACGGUACGCCGUAGUUGCAUAUCACCGACCUGCCUAUCUGCUGCUUUCUUCUCAUCACCUGUCGACUUCGGCCACGAAUCCAUUCCCUCGACUUUGUGCCCUAGUGACCUACUAUCCCGAGCCUCCCAGUUCCUUUUCAAAUGGACAGCAGCAACGGGAGUCUGUCGACAUCAUCCCGCAAUCCACUACCUCCUCGACCACCAACUCCUGUUACGCCUCGCUAUCAUUGCUUCCCAUUCAGAUCCAUCUCGCAGGUCCGCAGCCUUCGUCUCUUCACGAUGACUACCACAGUCAUCCGAGCAAGAAGCGUCAUCGCUGUCAUCUCUUCUUUUACCCGGAGUCCGAUCCCGGAUUUGCCGAAUCUACGUCUAAAGUGUAUGAUGGCAUCAGCUCGCGCCUAGCCUGGAGUCGCGCCCUAGACUGUCUGAAGCGCGGGUUUGGAUGGCCUGGCGGCCAUUGGGAUGUGCCCGAGGUUGAGUCCGUGUGGGAGGAAUACUGGCGCGGUCUGUUUUACAACAACCGGAAUGCCGAGGAGACUGAGACACAUGUUGCGCAGACCUUGCGCCUAAUGGGUGGCAGUUUAGGGCCAUCGUUGGGCGAGGACGAUGGAUAUCGUUCGGACCCGACGGUCGAACUGCAAGAUACCGCCUCGGUGAAUUGCGUUCCUACCAUGAUCGGUGGAACCACUUCUGCUUCUAUCACCAACUUCUACACCACCCAAUUCUUCCCCUCCGGACCCCCCUCGCAGACCAUCCGCCUGCUCUCGCGUACUAUCGGCCCCAAUCGCAUAGUCGACGAGCUCCUCCUCACUUUCACCCACACCGAAGAAAUUCCCUGGCUCCUGCCUCGUGUCCCGCCCACCGACCGCCCCGUGCGUAUCCUUCUUGUCAUGACAGCCCUGUUUGUCGCCGGAAAGAUCACUCGCCAUAACAUCUAUUGGGAUCAGGCCAGCGUCCUGGUGCAGGUUGGAUUGCUGGAUCCGGCGCUCGUGCCGACCGGGUUUCAGGCCACCGGGCCCAAUCGCGAAGGGAAGGAAACGGUGGAAAGGAUCCCGGUAGUUGGGAGCGAAGGGGUCGAGAGGGUGUUGGAUUGA
Molecule: messenger RNA, 1401 nt
Organism: Aspergillus steynii IBT 23096
Lineage: Eukaryota; Fungi; Ascomycota; Eurotiomycetes; Eurotiales; Aspergillaceae
Product: dienelactone hydrolase
Exons: 3
Coding region: 1-1401 (466 amino acids)
Biological process (GO): polyketide metabolic process
Source: RefSeq, a predicted model, not a curated record